Messenger RNA from Electrophorus electricus (electric eel), 1397 nucleotides. RefSeq lists its product as uncharacterized. NCBI's taxonomy places the organism in Eukaryota, Metazoa, Chordata, Actinopteri, Gymnotiformes, Gymnotidae. The record is from RefSeq and is a predicted model, not a curated record. Gene Ontology annotation, molecular function: DNA binding; DNA-binding transcription factor activity, RNA polymerase II-specific. Gene Ontology annotation, biological process: regulation of transcription by RNA polymerase II. Gene Ontology annotation, cellular component: nucleus.
UAAAGUUUCGUUUUUCGAGGAGUAAGCGAGUGAGGUACUUCCGUCAUCCUAGACGGGAGAUUUGUAGAUUUCACGUGUAAAAAUCAACGCUUACCGACUGAUAAUCCAAUUGGGAGCCGUAUCGAGACGACUGACUGUGGGACGACGCCUUUUGGUAUGGAGCCAUUACACUUUCUAGAGUUUCUAACGAAUAAAGAGUUAAUUGGGUUUUUUCACUGCAAAAAGACGGAAAUGUCCUGCAUGGAACAACCGAACAUAUUCCUCAACCAGCUGCGAGACUAUGAUUUGGUCCCAGAAAAACUAUAUAAGAAGGUGAUAAGGAUGAGGUGUAAGGAGAAGAAAAAGGAUGGUGUGUAUGAGGUUUUGGACAGGCUGGAGAAGGAGAGAAGCGACAAGGUGAAGGUGUUUUGGAGAUGUGUAUUCCACAACCACAUCCUGCAGAAAUACCCAGUUCUGUGUGGGCUCAGAAAAAGCCUGAUGGACGAGGUGAAGAAACCCCAGAGUGAAGAAAACACAGCAAAGAAGAGGAGAGGAAGAAGCAAAAGAAAGAAAAGUGUUGAAGAGACUGAGGAUGAUGAGCAACCCGGCCCAUCCUCUUCUUCCUCCCCCAACCAACAGAAAAGCCCCAAGAAGCCCAAAUUCUCUUCUGCAGUUAAGAGAGGAGAAAAGCUACCUGUUACCUGUGGAAAUAAAAAAGGCACUCUCUGCGGAAACAAGCUGGCUAAAGGGGGCGCAUGCAUUCAUUCACAGGGCUGCUGGUUCACUCCGUCUGACUUUGAGCGGUUUGCAGGAAAGGGCAGCUGUAAGAACUGGAAACUCAGCAUCCGUUGCCAGAACACUACACUGAAGAAACUGAUCAAGGAAGGCCGUCUGAAGUGCCCUCGCAUGAAGAGGAAAUAGGCGAGGUGCUCUGCCUGUUUCACUGACUGACUCUUCACUUUACCUGUUUCCAUGAAUUAGUUUUUCCACAAAUUAUUUGUUAGUCAUGCAUUGUUUGCAUCUCGCCUAGCACAGUCGAAGAUGGCUCUAUAUUCACAGCUCCUCAGAAAGCUCCAGCCCUAGUUAGUCUAUAUUUCUCUUUAAUUCCCUACACAUUACUCACUCUACAGUUCUCUGAUGAUAAUAUGCAUGAUUCAAGGGACGUUUGUGUACAAGUUUGAUUAUGUUUGUGGUAUGUGUGUGUACACAUGUGGGUGUGUUGCUUCAGGGAAAUGUAGAUGUAGAAAAUUGCAUAAUUUAGGUGGUUUAAUCAGCAUUCAAGGUCUGUGUAUAUUCUCUUCCACUGUUUAUAGGAUAAUCAUUUGAUAAUAACAAUGUUAGAUCCUGGAGCCUUUCUGUCUUCAGGCACCCAACGCAAGGUCUCUGCUUAUCAGCCAUGACAUGGCGGCUUGACCGUG